Molecule: messenger RNA, 834 nt
Organism: Asparagus officinalis (garden asparagus)
Lineage: Eukaryota; Viridiplantae; Streptophyta; Magnoliopsida; Asparagales; Asparagaceae
Product: lipid phosphate phosphatase gamma, chloroplastic
Exons: 4
Coding region: 73-456 (127 amino acids)
Source: RefSeq, a predicted model, not a curated record
AUUUGUAAAUUGGUCCCCAAAUCUUCAUAGUUCCCCAAAUCACACCCAAUACUUUCUCCGCUACCGACAUCAAUGGCGACCAUCUCUCCUCUCAAGGCCGUAACCCUAACGCACGUCCCGCUACACCGCAGCGACCGGCCCUCGGCCACUUCCUCGCGGGCGAGGGUGGCGGUCUGCGGUAGCCGUGUGGCGCGCCGGCAGGUGCUGACGAUGUGGUCUAGGGUUUAUUUGGGGUACCAUACUGUUGCUCAGGUUUUUGCUGGGGCAGCCCUUGGUCUUGUUCUUGGUGUGAGUUGGUUCUGGAUUGUGAAUAAUAUGCUCAUAGAUUACUUCCCAGCAAUUGAGGAAAGUACAAUUGGGAGAUUCCUUUACAUCAGGGACUCCUCACAUAUACCUAAUGUUCUCAAAUUCGAGUACGACAAUGCUAGAGCUGCUCGGAAGAAAUCAACCGAUUGAAGCGGCUUCUUGUGUCGUUAACCAAAUAUGCUAGUUUCAAGAAAGGUGAUCGUGAUCAUAUACGUCUUGUGCACAUCCACCUAGUUCUUAUGUGAAUCAAGUUGUACGUGAAAUUGUAUCCAUCAUGGCAAGAGGAAGAUACGGUAGUAGUUGCUUUUUUACUUUGGUCAACUGGAUACAUAUGGCUUAACCCACCCUUGAUUCUUGUAGUACCUAGGUUACUUUGUUAUGUGAAUGUGCAGUGAACCACGAUAUUGUUAUUGUAGAUCUUAUUUCAUGUUUUAUUGCUUCUAUCAAAUUGAAUAGUCCUGUGUAGGACAAAAGUGAUCUCAGAAAGUGUUCAAUGUCAGCAACUAAUUAGUUUUCCUUUUAUCUUUA